AUGUCAGAAAAUCAAAACGACGAACCUUCAUAUGCUGAUGCCGCUUAUUACGAGACGAUUGAGGGUACUAUGAACGACCACGAAACGGAGUAUCAAACGGGUGAUGCUGUCCAGCAGUCACCCCUUCGCGAACAAGUUUGUUUUUCGUAUGUUUCUCCAGCCUUCGUUAGGAUCGUUUUCUUCCGAUCGCCAACGUCUCAAAAAUAAUGAAGCGUGCAAUACCUCCCAACGGCAAGGCAAGUCAUAGUCUAUAGUAGUCAAUUUUUAGGUCGCAAAAGAUGCCAAAGAGUGUGUUCAAGAAUGCGUCUCCGAAUUUAUAAGUUUCAUCACUAGCGAGUAUUUUAAUUCAUCUCCCGAUGCCUAUUUAAUGCCGCCUUUUUAGAGCCGCUGAACGCUGCCAAAACGAAAAGCGAAAGACCAUAAACGGUGAGGACAUACUGUGUGCCAUGGGUUCGCUUGGUUUCGAAAAUUAUGUUGAGCCGCUCAAGACGUUUCUGCUUAAACUCCGGGAUGUGAGUACUACUGUUGAAAAUGUAUAUUUUUGUAUUGUUUUGUAUUUCUAAUCAAUUCGUCUACCCUUGCAUAUUGAAUUGCGUCACUGUAUGUCUCUCAAAAUUAAUGUUUAUCUGCCGCCGUCAGCCUGCCUACUUAAGUUAUGAUUAUUUUAACCAACGUCAUUUCUGAGGAAAUUUUGCGUAUACGAACACUUUGGCUGUUUUCGCUAGCUUAACGGAGUUCGCUUAAGGAGUUCACCACUUGUCAUAAACCGCGAUCCGCUCACUUUCAGAUACACUGAAUUCCAUUUUAUCCGGAACUAUUCUGUUAAAAUGUUACCACCUUGCAGGCGCUCUUUGGUCGUUUCAGGCUAUUGUCGGAUACACAUUCUCUAAGCCUUAUAUACAAAACGCCAAUGCUUUGUGUCAGAGGUCAGAAUUCUUACUGCACGGUUGCGAACUUUCCGAGUUUUUCACUUUCGGCUAUGAAGAAAGACAACGGGCGAAUUUUUGUAACCCAGGACCACGUUGUCAUCUGCUUUCCUCAGCUUACUUCUCCACAUGGGACCUAGAUUCAAGACCUACGUCUAAGUACAUUCGUACGUUCCAGUAGUUAAGGCGGUAGCAUGCCAAACCUCUCCAGGACUGGUUUGUCGGUGUCACGUGAGGCUUGUGUUCACCGAUCUGUCCUGAUUGUGUAGGACGGAGCAGGAGGCGAUUCCGUUUGCCCUGGAGCACAAGGUUUAAGACUCACGCUUAGCGACUGACAGUAAACCAUCAAUAAACGUUGCCGACAAAGAUUGGGGCGCUGAGAUGUCCAUUUCUGGCAUAUUUGUCGUCAACAGCGGGUAAUUUCUCAAACCCAAGUGUUGCUUAAUGGCGGCAAAUUUGCCAGACACUUCUACCUAUCCUUUUCGAUGGAUAUUGGAUGAUUUGAUAGUCUUUCUUUUUAUGCACACAUAAUUUUUUCAUUUUUUAAGGCAAGUAAAAUCGACUCCAGCAUGCUGAAUGAUCCAGCCCUUGCAACAGCCAUGUGCGGACCUCAUGCCAGCGCUGUCAUAGUCACCCCCGGCAUGCUUAAUGCAUCAACCGCACUUACGCGGACUACACAGCUGACAGUAUCGGGUGCGACUAAUCUUGGGACUAUCGAGGUGGGCGAAGUAAAGCCUCUGACAGAGGAGGAGCUGAAACCUGUCCCCACCACUCUGACAAUGAACACCUCCUCUGCAGUUGGUGCCGCAACAGGGACACCAACCACAAUCCUCGUUCCCUACUCUGGUCAGGUACCGUCAUCACCUCUUAGAAUUCGAAACUAUUCACUGAAACGACACCGCUCCUUUACAUGCAUUUCGAGCAGUUUGGUCUACAUGGCAGGUUUCGGAGCAUUAUAAGGCAGCCGGGGUUCGCCACUAAUUGUUGUGCAGCUUUCCUUUUGCGCCCAUAAUUGCCAGAAUAUGAUGAUUAGUGGUAGUGGUUCAGCUUGAGUGUCGAUACUUACGUCAACACAUGAGAAACGCAUCUGCAAAUAUGCUUGGGUCACUUCCUCUCUAGAACUUACUGUUUUCGGGCUGUUGUUGGUCGUAAUUAUAGCUGGGAUGUUCCUGUUGUUCUGCUUCUUACUCGUUCGGUUUAGGUAAUCAUGUAAGCCGUGGUAAACACAUGUAAGAAGUUAACAUACCAGUUGAUCAUGUCUGCGUCCGAUAACCGGGCCUACAGGGUGAUCCUUCCAAUUUGCUUAACGUUUAGCCCGAGAAUUACCCACCGCCAAAGUCAAAUAUGUGCUCCUCCCCAGUAGACUUAUCAUUCUAAGUCUAUGUCCUGACCCUAGUAAAUUUUUAUGCAAACAUGUGUGCAGCCUCCAUCUCGUUCUCCCGACGUACUUGCGGUCACUGUGCCACAGCCAAUUCUAUAAACGGCACAACGUUCUUUCGAUGGGGCUGAGGAGCUUGAGCUUAACCUGCACUUCAACAUAGUGUAGCCUGGAGAUUUGUGGAUUCCCCUAAUACCGUGAUUUUCAAGUAAUCAGGAGACAGUUUUGUGACCACCUGUAGACCCCAGGCGUGCCCCUUUCGUUCUGGAGCCUUGAUUCUGUGACUGUAACUGCUUAACUACGCGUUUUGUCCAACCACCUCACUGGGUUUUAGGCCGUCGUGCCUCCACACGUCUAGACAAUAUGCAGAUGUGAUUACCAUUGGGCGAAAGGGGUUGGUACUUUUGACCAUUCGUCGUUUAGCGCGUAUUUGUGGGUUCUCUUGAGCGGCACCACCCCAUGGCGCCUAGGAGGAGCUUUCUGUCUUCCCCCUUCGCCGUUGUGAUCUACGUGUUGCCACCAAACGUUCUGGCGUGUCUUAUGAAGGUGUAAAAACCGAGGUGAUUUAAAGUCGUCGAGCUCGAAACUUUCAUGGAACAGUGGCAGCCACUUUUGUAGGCUCGUGAACUAAGCUAAAGUGGUCUCCAACCGGUGAGUACUGCAUUUGCCGAUGGGGUGGUGUCCCAGUGGCUUAUGUUGUGGUUGCAGGGGGAGGGGGGAGCGGAAGGUGCGUUCAGGUAGCCUGAUGGGCAGCUGCGACUGUGGACGCAGGUAUGUCCGAGCUGAAGUCGGUCGGGUGACUUCAGGCCGUUACGUCUGGAACGGCUUACUGCAACUGGAAAAUGACCUUGAGGCAUUGAGACCCUGGACGAUGACGCCAGAUUGGCCGUGAUAGCCGCCCACAACGGCCCACGGCGCCCUCAGCCUCGCCCUCAUAAGAUUUGUCGAGGACAACAUUACAGACAUUUUUCGUCACUAGAAUGACGAGCACUGUCAUCUGGGAGUCUACCGAGGACUUACGGCUCUUGUUGAUUGGGUAUAUGACAGCCAACGAACUAAUGCUCAUCCCUACUUAUCGCGCAUGCGCAACUGCUGAUUCAGCCGCUUCCGGGCCUCAAUUUCACUCCCCCCACAAAUGGUCGCCUUCGAUCGCAGUCAGUCGACGACAGAAGCCCGAGCAAGAUUGUGUACGUCAGCAUUCCAUCUUUGUAGCCACUCGAGGUCAGUUUUCACUUUAGCCAUCCAUGUGUUCAGUUGCUCCCGCCGACAGACGCGAUGGGCUUAGGAUGAGAUAGAAUCCCCGAUGAUGGUGCAGCACAUGAUGGAACUAUCUAAGUCAGCGAAAUUGGCAAGCUGAGUUCCUUACCAACCAGGCAAGCGUCGGUUGGAGACGUGGUCGGUCAAUGGAGCUCAGACCAUCGAUCGAAUACUUUCGAUCGCACGGUUUUUUUGCGCACCGUUCUUGGUAAAAGCAUCAUAUACUUACAGUCUGAUCUUUAGACCGAUCUAUCGCUGUUUUCAGGGACUCCGACCAAGUCGAACGAAGGCCACGCGCGCUUUGUUGAUCUGAUGGUCAAUUUCAUCUUGCCCAUUUGGUGAAGAAUAUGGCCCGAGGUGUCAGAAGUUGCCCACUGUCACUAUCUGUCGUUGCCCUUAUCUUGAAGAAGUCGAUUUUGAGGUCAACUUCGGCGGUAUUUGUGUCUAUUUGGCAUACAGUUCACGACAUUUUUGCUAGUGAGCUUGCCAACAUCGCAACAUCAUUAGCGUAGUUCCCAUUCGUAAUGCAGGACGGUGACUUACUAUAAUGUCAGGGUGGUCUGCCAGCGCGCACUGAACAACCCAAUCUAUAGCGUAAUUAGAUAGAAUUCGUGAGAAAACACAGCCCUGACGCAUACCCGAGCUAACCUCGAAGAUGCUCACAUGAACUUCGUUUUUGUUCUGUGUAGGCUUGAAUCGGUCAAAGUAACCUUGGUGGUAUGCUGUUACAAAACAGGAUCAACCACGGGGAAUUAUUAUGGGUAGAUUCAACUUCAUAAGCAGGACCCACGAAAUAGACGAGAGUGGGCUGUUGGUAGCAGUAAUAGCUUUCGAGGACCCGACAAGCGAAGAUGCCGAUUAGAAGAUACCUGUCUCGGCCGAAAGCCGGACUGAAACUAGUCCACGCGUUGUGCUAAAAACGGAGGUGAUUGAAGAGGAUGACUAUGAAAAUCCUUAGCAGUGUUAAGGAGACUAAUGUCCCAGUAGCCAUUGCGCAGCGACCCAUCACUUGUCCUCCAUACCUGCGUAAUUGCGUCACUCCAGUCUGUGGAUACGGUCCGAUCGGUCGUUUCUGUCCAGCAGUUUUCUACCGGAAGAUAGUCCUCGACGGCUGCUUUACUAUUCUUCGGCUUCGUUAUUAUCCCAAAGGUUCUUCCACAGAUGGUUGAUCGCAGUGGCAGUCGUACUCCGGUGCUGAGGGGUCUCCAGGCUGGGUCGCGGCUGUUAGAGCCAAACCUGAGGGAUUCAGAAGUUCGGCAGAAUGCUCCGUCCACCGAAGGUUUGUAUCACUCAGUGACCCUAUCUGCCUUGAUUGUCUCGGAAACUUGGGGCAGACGACUUACGGGAUUGGCUCUUUGCAGGUCUUGGGCCAGUCGGAUUGUUUCGCCAGGCGCGCAAUCCUUGUGACGACGUCCACCUUAAUGUAUCACCUUCUUAGAGGCUCUUUCGAGAAUUUGCCUCAGUUCGAGUCACUUGGUUUCCACUGAAGACACCCCAGAGGCGGCAGUCAAUGCAGCAAAGCACUUGGAUGUGGGUAAACGAAAGCUGUGGCAGUGACAGAAUCUUCAAAUUCCUCCACGUGGUACUUCUUUACAGAUCGUUCAUUUUUUCAGUACAUGGUCGUAUUCGAACCCUCACGAAAACUUAGGGAGAGCCAUUCUUGCUACCGGUGUCUAUCACUAAGCUGACCAAAUGUGCUAGGACAAGCAUAUUGUCUAUUUGACUUUGAUUGUGACUACCAUCAAACUAUUAUAUUGCCAAACGCCUUUUUGAGUGUGGGUACCCGUAGCAACUAACCAGUUCAGUGCAGCGAAAUAGACAGGCGUAUCCACUUCGCAACGACAAGGACGCGCUUGCUUAUCGUCUGGAGUUCGUCAUACAAGGUAUCUUUCUGCAUGUCAUCGUCUGGUGUUGGAACGUACGUCGCAGUCACUUUGACGCUGGCAACAUCGCCACGAAGACGCACGAGUUCAGUCUUUGGUGCCACUGGUUCGCAGUGUAUAAAUGAAGCUCUGGCCUUAUCACUCAGAUCGAUUGGGGCACCAUGUAGACCUCAGGUGUCGGUGACAUCGCCGUGGGGAUGUAGAAACAUUUAUCCCCACCUAGCACCUUAGUGCUGAGCGAGUCAAUGUCUAGUAAGCGCGUCUAGCCGACGCUCGCAUCGUAAGGCCCUGUUUUGCCGGUGUAGGAAGACGUCUAUCGUUCCAGCUUAUGAUGGGCGGUUCUUUUUUUCUUUCCAAGGAGGCCAGCUUGCACGUUUACCUCGUGACUGUCAGCAUGAGAAUGUUGUUUCUAUUACAGAUUUCUGCGUUUUAGGUGACAAUUGUGAACGGGAAUACCAUCGCUACUUCUGCAACCACUUAA
This is a messenger RNA of Spirometra erinaceieuropaei, 5925 nucleotides long. Lineage: Eukaryota; Metazoa; Platyhelminthes; Cestoda; Diphyllobothriidea; Diphyllobothriidae. The record is from the annotation of a GenBank genome assembly.